AAAAAAUCAUUGUCAUUUAUAAAUUUUGUUCACUAAAAAUUGUAUUUCUUCAAAAAUCUUCAGUAAAAAUACGAUAAUGCCUUGUGGUGCAGGAUGCGGGGGCAACAGAAACACCCCUCCGCCACAAGUGGUCCCAUGUCCAAAUUAUAGCCCUCGUUAUCCUCCAGCUGCAGCUGCUGACCCUUACUUACAAUAUGAGUUUGGAUCGUCAACAUUUAGAGACCAGAAUCCAAUGGAUUUUGCGCGCAAUCUCCCAGACGAAUCGCUCGAACAUAACAUAAGCCCGAUUCAGCCUAUGGAAAUGUCGGCAGAAGUUGCAACUCCACCUCCGGACUCACCCAAAUCACCUCGACAGGAAUCGGAAAGGGAAGAGUCUUUGAUGCAAUGGUUCGAUCGGUCUGUGGAAAAAGAAUUGAGGAAGCACAAAGAUUCUGCCGUUGGUACCGCGAUGGGUUUGCCAUCGUCACCGAUGAUUGAUUUGGAAGAAGAAUUACCGUUGAACUUUUCCGCUGGACUUUUGGAUAGAAUAUCAGAGGCCAAUGCUAGUCAGGUUGAAAUGGUGUUUGAUUUGAGAAAAGAACCAGAGACUGACUUGUCAGAUGCAGUGGACAAGUUAGCCAAAGCCGAAGCGAUGUGCGCUUUCGCUGGAGCUGUAAGAGCGGCUGAAGCUGCGGCUCACCAAGCGCCGCCGGAAUUAGUGGAAGAAGCCGCUUUGGCUAGCGCCAGAGGUUACCAGACCGACCUGAAAGCUACCAGCAUCCAAGGAGAGAUUGUCGGUGUCAGACCGAUUGAAGUGCUCGGGUACGUCGGAGUCACUAAACCGAAGUAUCCGACGAAGAGACGUCAAUAAUAAUAAUUGUGUAACUGUCUUCAAUUUUUUUGAAAGUUAAUAAAAUAACAUUAUUCCACCCAUUCUUCAGCUCAAUAACAGAUUUAUUAUUAGUACUACAACAAACUACAAAAAGUGCGUUUAUUGAACAUAACUACUAAAUUCUAAAGUAGGUACACCAUUUAAGUUUAAAGACAGCAUCGAACUUUUAGAUAAUUAUGAGCGAAAAUCUCCAACAACAUUAAAGCAAGGCUCAUAAAAAUACCACAUCCAAAUACCGCAAACGGAAAGUAAACUUCGAUUAGGCCCACACUAAGAAAGAUGCUCUCUUUGCCUUUGCAUCUCGGCUUCUGAUUGAAACAUCGCCGGUAUUCUCCAUUGAACAGGCCUGUUUCUGUUAAUCUUCUAA
Molecule: messenger RNA, 1238 nt
Organism: Ceutorhynchus assimilis (cabbage seed weevil)
Lineage: Eukaryota; Metazoa; Arthropoda; Insecta; Coleoptera; Curculionidae
Source: the annotation of a GenBank genome assembly